Rotaria sordida is the source of this 885-nucleotide messenger RNA. The record is from the annotation of a GenBank genome assembly. NCBI's taxonomy places the organism in Eukaryota, Metazoa, Rotifera, Eurotatoria, Philodinida, Philodinidae.
AUGAAUAGUGGAACUAUUGCCUGGUAUUAUCAAUCGGAAUUGAAUCCUUGGCCAAACAUAUCAACCAUUGAUGCGAAUCUAAAGCAAUGGACUAAAUAUCGAGAUCUUGAAAUAGAUCUUAUUGAAGAAGCCUAUCAAGAAAAAAAAUCACAUGUAAUAUUAGAUCGAUAUCGAAUUGAUUUUAAACAUUUUAUUCAAAUAAAUCUAAAUGAUGAAACAAAACAACGACCUGUUAAGCGUGAAACAAUUUCUAAUCGUAUAGAAUGUUUACGUGAAAAUCGUUUUGGUUCAACGAUUUCAAUAACAUCAUCAUCAUCUUCUUCUUAUGGUAAAUUUGAUGCUUGGUGUCCAUUUUUAAUAGCUUGGCUACAUUCUUCUUCUGGUAAACAAGCUUUUGUACAUUUUCCUAAAUGCAUUGAGAAAUGUGCCGAAGGUAUUAUAAAAGAAGCUAUUUUACAUGAUAGCCAUAGUCAUAUGGAAGCAAGAUAUAUGGCUGAAAAACUUCGUCAAUAUUCAAAAAAAUCUCGUAUUGAAAUAGCUGAACUAUGUAUUCAUUUCUAUACAAAAGAUAGUUUUCUAUAUUUUGUUCUAAAUAAAGCAUUACGAGAACAUGAUUGUUUAAAAUUAGAAACACUUGGUCCAUUAUGUUAUCUUAUGCGUAAUUAUUCUCGUCUUUCACAAGAUUAUAUCGGUGAAUGGAAAACUUGGCCAGCAUAUACAUCAACUAGUAAGGAUCGUCAAAUGGCUGAAAUAUUUGGAAAUACUCUAUUUAUUAUUGAAAUAACUGAUGUUAAACUUAGUUCACCACGUGCUUAUGAUAUUGCUUAUAUAUCAAAUUAUCCGAAUGAAAAAGAAGUUUUGAUACCAGCUGGUGUUUCAUUUUAA